GUGUCGCCAAGAAGGCACAAAAAGAAGAACCAAAUCCAGCGUCGCUCGUCGUACUGCACACUGCACGGCCAUGUCUUCCUCCUCCAUGCGAACCAUUCCCUCACAAGCCGAGCAAGAAACCGGCGGGGAAACACAGAUCAACCACCAAGAACUCUACCAGCGUUACGCCAACUCGGUCUCCUCCUGGCCUAGAGCGGAAGGCCUGUCCCUCCUCCAACUCCACCGCCACCACCAAGGAUGGCACGGCAGCCUGGUGUCCAUUGCCGGCGCCAUGGCCGCGGAUGCGUGUUUCGCCGCGCGCCCCUCGGACAUCGUCGUCGCCACCCUGCCCAAGUCCGGCACCACGUGGAUCAAGUCGCUUCUGUACGCCACCGUGCACCGCCGAGAACAUCCCCCGCAAGCCGCCGGCCACCCUUUCAACUCCUACGGCCCCCACGAGUGCGUCAAGUUCUUGGAGAUCCAAAUCUACACCGGCAGGAACACCAGCGCCGACGACCUCGACGAGCUCCCUGACCCGAGGCUCUUCGCCACGCACGUCCCGUUCGUGGCGCUGCCGGCUGCCGUGGUAUCCUCGGGAUGCAAGAUCGUGUACAUGUGCCGCGACCCCAAGGACACCUUGGUCUCGCUCUGGCACUUCGUCAACAGGUUGAGGGUCAGCAAAGGGCUCCAGCCCCUCCCGGUGGAGACCGCCGCCGCGUUGUUCUGCGACGGCAUGUCGACGUACGGGCCCUACUGGGACCACGUCCUCGGGUACUGGCGGGCCCACCUGGCCCGUCCCGACCGGGUGCUCUUCCUUAGGUACGAGGAGGUCUGGAGGGACCCCCCGGCGCAUGUCCGGAGGCUGGCCGCGUUCGUGGGCCUCCCGUUCGACGUCGAGGAGGAGGAGGGCGGCGUGGUGGACGCCAUCGUGAGGCUCUGCUCGUUCGAGCACAUGGGCGGGCUGGAGGUGACCAAGAGCGGCAAGACGGAGCUUGUGAUAGGCGCGGUGGAGAACAGCUCCUUCUUCCGGCGCGGUGGGGUUGGGGACUGGGCGAACCAUCUGUCGCCGGAGGCAGCGCGGCGCAUCGACGCCAUUACCGAGGCCAGGUUCAAGGGUUCCGGCCUCAACGUUUAGCCAGGGAUCAAUACCAUAACACAUAUGAAAUGUCUGUGCUGCUGUUCGAUCAGUAGUAUCGUACGUCCUCCAUGUGAUGUGUUUCUUGCAUUGUGUUCAAUGUGAUUUCUGGUACUGGUCUGGUGAAUGAAUUUAUUUUUGAACAA
Molecule: messenger RNA, 1260 nt
Organism: Panicum virgatum (switchgrass)
Lineage: Eukaryota; Viridiplantae; Streptophyta; Magnoliopsida; Poales; Poaceae
Product: cytosolic sulfotransferase 13-like
Exons: 1
Coding region: 71-1114 (347 amino acids)
Biological process (GO): sulfation
Cellular component (GO): cytoplasm
Molecular function (GO): sulfotransferase activity
Source: RefSeq, a predicted model, not a curated record